UGAUAUCGGUGGCUGUAGCUCGAGAUCGAGAGAUACCAUCCAGAACCGAGAGGCGAGAAGCCACCGAAUUUAACUGCGAACGGUCGCGAAAUGGCAGCGAAUAUGGAAAUGUCUGAGUGGAUUAAGUUCUUCACUGCUGCUGGUAUCCCGGCUGGCCCAGCUGCAAAGUAUUCUGUGGUUUUCCUUGACAAUCGCAUCCAGAAGAGCAUGCUGAUGGAUCUCACCAAGGAGUACUUGAAGGAAAUGGGUAUUUCAAUCAUGGGAGAUGUGAUUGCUAUUCUCAAAUAUGCCAAGACAGCUCAUAUGAAGUAUGAAAAUGAGAAACCUGCCAUAACAGCCUUGUCCAUUAACCCAGAUGCUAAAGUGGAAGUGAAGAGACAGACUACAGCUGGAAACAGAAUGCUUGAGCACUACAUGAGGAAGGAAGGCAUAAUGGAGGGAGGCACUUCAAAGGUCACAGUAUCACCUUCCAUGGCUGUCAGACUUGGAGCUGUACCAGUUGGAGUGGACAAGUCUGAGGAGACAUUGAGCAGUACCAAGAAGGCAUCCUCUGGGAUUUUAGCAGACACUGCAGAGGUGAUUCCAGUGAAAAGACCACGUAUGGUGAAGCCAGAGGAGGAAGGGAAGUAUUUGAUCAGCUUACCUAAAGGAACCACACCCAAAACAAUGAAGAUCAUGGAGCAGAAGCAACAGCAACAGAAAACAUCUGGAGAAGACCAGAAAUCAUCAGUCUUUGCUCGUCUAGGAUCAGGAUCUAGCCCAGCUCCUCAGCCGAAGAAUGUAGAAGUAUCACCAGCAAAGACUCCUGGAGGAUCAUCCGUGUUUAAUCGUUUAGGUGGCCAGCGUAAAAGAUCUGUCUCAGAAUCAGAACCAGUUGAAUAUCAAGGUGUGCUGAAAUCACUUUCCUCUCCAUCCCUUGCGACAACACCUAGUACUACCACCAUCAAAAUCACAAAACCUACACCAGUGGCAAAACCAGCGUCAGUGAAAGUUACCUUGGGUUCUUCUAAGUUGGUUUCUGCAAUGCCAGAAGCAAGUCUGCAGACAAGGUUAGGGAAAAAGUCUGUGGUGGCAACGCGCGUGACCACUCCUCCUGCUGGUGCAAAGAAUGUCAUGGCAAGACUUGGUGCACCAACCGGAAAACCUAAAGUAGUGGAGACCCCUACUCCCAGUACUAAACCAAAGGUGACUGUAACUCUUGGAGGAAAGAAGGUGGCAACCAAAAGGUCAGCUAUGGAUCGCCUUGGUGUACAGAAACCAGAGAUAUCUACAACCACUCACAUGGAUUCUUUUGGGGUGAAAUCAAAGGUACAGGAUCGCCUGGGAGGAGCAGACACAGUGACAAGGACAAUGGCAAAAGGGACUGUCAAAUUGGCUUCAGCAAAACCUGUAGUGAAGAAAUCAAUGCAGGCCAGACUUGGUGCACCGACCGAUGCCUCAAGAGUCAGCAGCGUUAGGAGAGAACCUGUUGUGAAACAAAGUGUGACAGUAACCUUGGGCGGGAAGCCAACUGCCAUGCAGAAACGGCUUGGUAAGACAGUACUAGGAGCAUCCAAGAGUGUAGCUUCCCCUGUCUCGUCCAGCUCAAAGGUAAUGAAGAGACUUGGUGCUCCUGUAGGGUCACAGAAGAAAUCAGCCAUGAAGGAUAGGUUAGGUCUGAUGAAAGCAGAGGCUUCAUCCACUACACCAAGCAUCACUGUUACAAUGGGUGGGCUAGGAUCCAUGAAGAAUAAGACUGCUAGUGCUAUGUCAAAAAACGUAUUCAGUCGAUUGGGAAAAUCAUGAGCUCUUUCAACCAUCUUGUUUGAUUUUUAUAGAGAAGUCUAUCUAAUUACAAAAAACAGAAACUUGAUCAAAUGUGUCUGACUUGAUGCUAAAUAGCUUAGUUUUGAGUAGACAAAAGUCGCUGAAAUAAAAGAUUGCUGUGAAUAUUACUAUUUAUGAAAAUCUUAUAUUUCUCAACCUUCCCUAUCAUAGUGGUUGUCUUUGGCUGUGUACCAUAGAACUUGUGGCUGUAUUUCUGUAGAGUUCUGAUAUAUCUUUUCUGUAUUUUAUUUCCUAGUACUAGUAAUAUGCAUAUAUUCUUGCUAAUACUUCUAUUUUAUAGCUCUAUGAAAAUAAUGAAAUGAUAAGAUCUAGACUGUAAAAUUUGAAGUCGAAAUUAAUUGUUACCUAGCUUUACAGUUUCGGAUGUUGCAAAACUCAAAGAGAGCUAGCAAGUAUAUUCUUACUACUGCAAAUUGUUGAAGCUCUCCUGUGAUACCACAGACUGCAAGGCUUUGUGAAAAGUUUUUAUAACUUUGAAUUUUACAGUCUAAAACAUAGAUAUUUCAUAGGUCUAGAUAACAGAGGUAUUUUGGAAGAGAAGGGCAAAUGAAAGAUGUAGCUGAAACAAAAAUAGUAAAAAUAUGUGAAUAUCUGGGAUUCUGGUCAGAAAAUCAGACCUACAGUCACACUUUUUAUGGGGAAGACAGAGAAAUACUUUUUCUAUUUGAUUCUUCAGAAUAGACGUUCUUUUCUAAUAUUUGAGAGCCUUUGUUGAUAUGGAUGUAUGGAUGACUUCAGUUAGUAUGGCUGCAUAUUUUCUAAAAAAAUAUUUUGAAAAUCUGGAAAUCAAGAAAGCUUUGCACAGCUCAUGUGAAAUGUCAGACACUUCUUUGAAAUAACAUGGAAUUCUCCUUGCAUCAUUGUGAAGAUCAAAUAGUUUAAAAAAGAUAACCCAAUAUUGUAUAGUUUUGUGGGAGGUUUUGGUUUUAAAAAAAUUAAAAUAUAUUUUUGAUUUGAUUUUUUGAAUAUUUUUCUGACCUGCUGCAUUUUGGAGGUCAUAAUUCAAAGAAUGAUUUACCUACAAAAUACAAGAUUAUUCAAUAGAAAAUUGUACUUAACAUUUAUAAUGAACUUAUGCUUUGAAGGGCCAAAGUUGAUUAAAGAUGUGAUUCUGAGCAUUUUACAGUUAGUGCUUGAAUUUUUACUUUGACUUUAUCUAGUACAAGAUAUUGAUAAUUAUACAUACUGUUAAUAUGUCAAUAUAAUUUUGUACAUUCUUGAAUCUUGCAUCUUGAAUUUAAAUAUUGGAAUUGUUUGCAGCCAUUAGACUUAUUAAAGUCUGGUGUGUAACGCUUUUAGGAGACUGAUCAAAGUUGCUAGUUGAUCAUGAACUGUAAAUAGGCAUCCUUGAUCAUCCAUAGAUGAUCUGGGUUUCCUGGGAUUUCUCAAACUAUUAAGACUUUAUUUGUAUUGAUGAUGUUUGCCUUUUAUUUUUUCUUAUUCUUUUAAAAUUAGUUUGCUUUUAUUUUGUAAUUCAUUAUUUUUAUUUGCUUUGUGUUUUUUGUAGACAAUUUGAUGCAUACUCAUCAGGAAACUUUUAUCAUGUUUUAUUAUUUAAACCCCAAAUUGGUUUGAAGCCUAUACUUUUUUAAAGUAUUAGAUGGACAAACAAAUCGAUAAGAUUAACAUCAUGAAUACCUGAAGAUGCAAAGAUCAAGCUAUGAAAGAAUAAAAAAAGACUUGAGUUAAGAGUUUUUAAAAUACGGUAAUGAAGAAAAAUAAUUUCAUAAAACUUUUUGUCUUUUGAUGAUACAAUUUCUAUCUACAAAAUUUGUCAACAUACUUUCUGUCCUUAUUUUCCUUUUAAAUAAAUGGAAUACAACUAAGUAAUUUUAUAUUUUUAAGAUAAAGUAAGCUACAAAAAAGCAUUUUAUCAGACUCGCCCUGUAAAAAUCACUUUUCUCGAACUACCUAUUUUGUACAUUGGAAAGAUAAUUUUAUUUAAGCAUUGUAAACUUGCAAUACGUAUACAGUUGUGCUCAUAAGUUAGUGAACCCUACCACAAAAUGAACUCCUUCAUGCCGAGUGUUGAAUGUAGACAACAGCACUACAAUUAUCGAUGAGCCUGGAGACACAAACUUUAUUGAAUGUAACAUUUUGUCACCAGACUUUACUAUUAAAUAUCUAUAACAGGGCAGAACUUGAACACUUUAAAUACAUUAAUAUUUUGGCGAGGUUCACCAACUUUUGAGCACCACUGUAUGUGCAUUUUGCAUAUAGUUUGAUUUAAUUUUACCAAUUUUUAUGACCAAUUUGAAUUAUGCUGAACAGCAUGUUGACCUGCGUUCAUAUAAGAGGUUGAAAUCAUUGAUAGGGGAUUGACUGUUAAGUGUUGACACCCUCUUUUGUUCUUGAAGAGCACCAAGAUAUGCAUUAACAAGCAGACAUUGCCCACACACAUGCUUCAAUAUUUAAAGAAAAUAACUAAAUUGGAUUUAGUGUGUGCACAGGCAUAAAAACUUUUAAAAAGGAGAUGGUUUAAACUUCUUUUGAGGAGAUAGAUCACUAAAUGUUUAAGGUCAGAAAUUUCCUUCAUUAUUUGCUAUGAAUUUUGCCUCUUAGAGAUUCAUUGACAUUUUAUUUAUUCUUGAGAGAAAUAUUCCAUGAUGAAGUAGUUUUCUUAAUGCUUAACAUGUCAUACAUGUAGUUACCAAUUGGCAAGCAAUUUCUUCGGUAUUUUAAGUUACAUUAAAAUACAUGAGAAACACCCAAGGAACAAAAUUGCACUUUAAUAUUGCUUUUCUCUUUUGACCGUACUGGACUAGAAUAUCAGAGUGUUUAUUAAGUCCAACAAUGGUGUCUUCGAAUAAUGAAAAUAAAUUAUGGCAUAGUUGACUAGUUUUUGUUAGAUGAGUUAUGUUUUUUUCUACUCAUGAAAACAGUUUCAUAAUACACUUAUUUCAUCAAGCAUAUACAUCUGACCCCCUUGUUUAUGGGAUUUUUCUCCUGAAAUGUUUUGUCUCAAGUUUUCUAAUUUACAUGAAAAAUUGUAAAGCGAUCAAUUAUCACGGCUUGAGCAGUUCAUUAAGAUAAAUGAAAUUCGGGGGUUGGACUUACUAAAUUUUUAUUUUUAUAAAGAGUUGCCCCAAUUCCAAUGUUAUUGACUGAUGUGGGUAAACGAUCAAUUCAUGUUCAUAUUUAUUUGAAAGUAGAAAAUGGAAAUUCAGUUUCGGCGCAUUCAGUGAAGCAAAGAGAAUCAAAUAAAGAACCACUUUGCCUCUGAAAGAAGUAACUGAUUUAUUUUCUUUUCUUCAAGUGUCUGAAUAAAAUGAAUAUUCAAUCAAAUACAUGUAUGUUCAAGUUUAAUGAUAAGGAACACAACUCAUAUAACUGCCAAAUCAACAGUGUACUUAAAGAUGUUUUUUUAUUGGUUUAUACAUUGCACAAUAAAAUAUUUCACUUGGGUAAUGUUAAAUGUAUCUUUAACCCUCCACCAUAAACUUAUAGAGUCACCAAAAUCACUUAUAUAAUUUGUGAAUUUUGUUGGAAAGAGAAGAAUAAUAUCCUUAAAAUGAUAUAUUUACCUGUCAUUGUGAAGAAAAGUCCUUUCAAAAAUUUCAGUAGUGAAUGUGAGAGUCAAACAUA
Messenger RNA from Lytechinus variegatus (green sea urchin), 5412 nucleotides. RefSeq lists its product as uncharacterized. The transcript has 8 exons. Gene Ontology annotation, cellular component: nucleus. Gene Ontology annotation, molecular function: protein binding. The record is from RefSeq and is a predicted model, not a curated record. Bases 91 to 1785 code for a protein of 564 amino acids. Lineage: Eukaryota; Metazoa; Echinodermata; Echinoidea; Temnopleuroida; Toxopneustidae.